This is a messenger RNA of Polypterus senegalus (gray bichir), 957 nucleotides long. Its product is annotated as olfactory receptor 13G1-like. Gene Ontology annotation, molecular function: olfactory receptor activity; G protein-coupled receptor activity. Bases 1 to 957 code for a protein of 318 amino acids. Lineage: Eukaryota; Metazoa; Chordata; Cladistia; Polypteriformes; Polypteridae. The record is from RefSeq and is a predicted model, not a curated record. The transcript has a single exon. Gene Ontology annotation, cellular component: membrane. Gene Ontology annotation, biological process: G protein-coupled receptor signaling pathway.
AUGAGCAAUGCGACCAUUCUUGUGUCAGAGUUUGUACUGCACUGUGAAAUCAGACCAGAAAUUAGAAGCUUUACAGUUGUUGCCCUGGCCAUCGUUUAUCUGGCGACCGUUUUUGGAAACCUUUUGGUCCUACUGGUAAUAAUCCUGGACCGUCAUCUCCAAACUCCCAUGUUUUUCUUCAUUGGUGCCCUGGCUGUUAUAGACUUGCUACACAACACUAACCUUAUCCCUAAAAUGAUGGCUCUUCUUCUGUUUGACACGUCUCCAGUGCCGUAUGGUGCCUGCUUGGUUCAGAUGUUUCUUGUCUUUCAUCUUGAGAUUGUAGAGGCCUUUCUCUUCACUCUCAUGGCAUACGACCGCUAUGUCGCAGUCAUUUACCCAUUGAGAUACCCUCAGCUUGUGACAGGUAGAACUGUGUGGGCAGGCAUCUUAGUGUGCAAUAUUAUCUCAAGCAUGCCAAUGACAGUAUAUAUGAUAUUUGUCACUGAACUCUCCUUUUGUCGCACAAAUGUCCUACCUUACUGUUUCUGUGACUAUGCCACCAUGGUUCACGUUUCUUGCAAUGACAAUGCUAAAUACUUAAGCUUUCUCUCAACAAUUGCAGUUACAUAUGGUUCUGGAACCUUGAUACUGACCAUCAUUUCUUACGGAAAGAUUGCCCAAGCGGCACUUAAGAUUUCAUCGACUGAAGGCAAGAAAAAGGUCUUCGAUGUCCUCGUCACACACCUGCUCGUGGUGUUGCUGUUUUAUUUACCACUGAUGACUGCUUUCAUUCUACCUGGAUUAGGAGUAAAGCUGUCAACCGAAGCCUACAACACUCUGGUUAUAGUUGCUACUAUCCUCCCGCCAAUGAUCAAUCCCAUCAUCUACAGCUUUAGGAACAAGGAAAUGAAAAACGCAAUACAGAAAAUUUUCACAGGAAAGAGAACGACUCCAGAAAUCGACAACCAAAUGUAA